Penicillium argentinense is the source of this 795-nucleotide messenger RNA. RefSeq lists its product as uncharacterized. Lineage: Eukaryota; Fungi; Ascomycota; Eurotiomycetes; Eurotiales; Aspergillaceae. Bases 1 to 795 code for a protein of 264 amino acids. The record is from RefSeq and is a predicted model, not a curated record. The transcript has a single exon. Gene Ontology annotation, molecular function: catalytic activity.
AUGCACCUCUUUGGUGAGGAAGAGGUGCACAAGCUAGAUAUCUUGGCCAUCCAGGAACCUAGCAUCAAUACGCUGACAGAACCAAUGACAACGUACUCACAGGCUCUUGGCGGCCGAUUUCACGUCGUACUCCGCCCGACGGCGUCAACCGAACCCAUACCACGGGUCUGCUUUUUCAUCAAUAAGAGACUUGACCCGCGGACAUGGACGGUCAGACACAUCACAAGGGACAUCAGCACAGUCAGCAUCAACGCGAGCACGGGAACCAUCCACAUACACAAUGUCUACAACCCGAGCCCCAGGUUAUCGCAGGACGAUGUACUCCGCGAAGGCGAGGCUAAUGAAGGACCAGCUGACGCUCAGAGCACACUGAUACCACUUCAUCACGCACUCAGCAGAAGCGGUCAGCACAUGGUGGUAGGGGAUUUUAAUCUCCACCACCCUCAGUGGUCCCGGCGAGGGUAUUAUCGUACAGACGUAGAGGCCGAGGAUCUCAUCGGUCUAAUGGGAGAUCACGGCCUGGAAUUGCUGACUCCAAGAGGCACAACCACCUGCGAAAAGCACGAGAGAGGGGCGGUCUGGAAGACCACGAUCGACCUAGCGUGGGCAUCAUCCACCCUGGCCAACCGUCUUAUACGCUGUGAGGCCCAACGCCAGUGGUUACAUGCUGCGGACCACGUCCCGGUCCUCACAGAAGUCAACAUUGAAACACAGCAACGCCCACGGCACAAACGGCUACAAUGGAAGAACGCAGAUUGGAAAGCCUGGCUGGCAGCUCUCACGCCGCGAAGCUAG